Molecule: messenger RNA, 890 nt
Organism: Cuscuta europaea
Lineage: Eukaryota; Viridiplantae; Streptophyta; Magnoliopsida; Solanales; Convolvulaceae
Source: the annotation of a GenBank genome assembly
UCAGAUUAGAUCAGAUUUAAACAGAUCGGACUAGAUAAGACUUAAACAGACUUGCAUACCAGAGCAGACCAGACUUCCAUAAUUGUAAAAUACACGAAAAUCAAAUAUUUAAAUACCAAAUCAGUUCAGACCAAAUCAGAUCAAACUUAAACAAACCACAACAAACCCACUCUUAAAUCAACUAGUCCGUGUAGUACGAGACGCACCAACUGUCGUUGACCUCAAAACCUUGGGAAGAAUACUUGAGGCGACGACAUCUCACCAUAAGAAGACCGUACGUUGACUUCUCAUCCAACCUGGCCAUAAACUUCACCUCUAAGCGCGCGAAGAUCUUAUGGUCGAACGUGCUAUACCCCGACUUCCCUGUCUUGAAGAACUCGGAGUUGCCGGCGUCAAGAGGCGCGUCUUGUGCAUGAAGGCCGAAGGUGAUCACAUUGUCGGAGCUCCGGGGAGGCUGCGGGGACGGGACGGGCAACGUGGUGGACGACGCCACCAGCGUCGGCAGCUCCGCUUCUCUUUCGAAAUAGAGUGCGGUUGCUUCCGUGGAGUUGGUGAAGUCAACGGUUUUGUUUUUGUUGGAGUUGACGGCUUUGAGGGUGAAGCUGAAGUCGGCGGUGAGGUGGUCGUCUCUAUAAGCGGUGUUUGUCAUCGCCGCAUUCACGACGGAGUAAACCGGUUUGAUUGGGCCGGGCCGCGAGUGCGCUAUGUUGAUGGCCCAAAAAAUAAUAGUAGAUACAAUAACGGCAACCACUAUAAAACAGACGGCAACCGCACAUAAUAAGGUUUUUGCCGAACACCUCGUUGCCAUCACCCUGGCGUAUAGUCGCAAGUCGAUCAAGACCUCCGCGCCGACGAGGGGGUUUGUAGAUAUAUAAAUAUAUGAGGAUGAG